GGCUGCUGCCGCCGAUACCGCCGGCGCGCUCGGUGUCGGCUCGCGGAGAUAAGGGCGGAGGAGGCCCCCGGGGUUCACCAUGAAUUUCGAAGGGCUCAACCCCUCCCUGGCCGAGUAUGCACCGCCCCUGCACCCGGCGCUGGACCCCGUCCUGGACCCCCACCUCAACCCCAGCCUGGUGGAGCUGGACCCCGAGGGGGUGUCCCUGGAGGGCAUCCCGGUGCCGGAGUCAGUGCACCUGAUGGAGGGCAUGUACAGCGAGCUCCACACGGCCGUGUCCGAGGUCGGGGUGCCCGUCUCCGUGUCCCACUUCGACCUGCACGAGGAGAUGCUGUGGAUUGGGAACCACGGGGGCCACGCCACCUCCUUCUUCGGGCCGACGCUGGAGCGAUACUCGUCCUUCCAAGUGAACAGCAGCGACGACAUCCGCCAGAUCCAGAGCCUGGAGAACGGCGUCCUCUUCCUCACCAAAACCAACCUCAAGUACAUGUCGCGGGGAGGCCUCAUCAUUUUUGACUACCUCAUGGAUGAGUCCGAGGACAUGCACAGCCUCCUGCUGACGGACAGCAGCACCCUGCUCGUGGCCGGGCUGCAGAACCACGUCCUCGAGAUCGACCUCAACACCGUCCAGGAGACGCAGAAGUACACCGUGGAGGUCCCCGGCAUCACCAUCAUGAGGCAGUCGAACCGUUUCUUCUUCUGCGGGCACACCUCGGGAAAGGUGUCCCUGCGCGACCUGCGCACCUUCGUGGUGGAGCACGAGUUCGACGCCUACUCCGGGAGCUUGUCCGACUUCGACGUCCACGGGAACCUGCUGGUGACCUGCGGCUUCUCCAGCCGGAUGAACGGGCUGGCCUGCGACCGCUUCCUCAAGGUCUACGACCUGCGCAUGAUGCGGGCGACCACCCCCCUGCAGGUCCACAUCGACCCCUUCUUCCUGCGCUUCAUCCCCACCUACACGUCCCGCCUGGCCAUCAUCUCCCAGACGGGCCAGUGCCAGUUCUGCGAGCCCACCGGGCUGGCCAACCCCGCCGACAUCUUCCACGUGAACACGGUGGGGCCCCUCAUCAUGACCUUCGACGUGUCCGCCAGCAAACAGGCGCUGGCCUUCGGCGACUCCGAGGGCUGCGUCCACCUCUGGGCCGACUCCCCCGAGGUCACCUUCAACGCCUACUCCCGGGAGACCGACUUCGCCCUGCCCUGCAUGGUGGACACGCUGCCACACCUGGACUGGAACCAGGACCUGGUGCCGCUCUCGCUCAUCCCGGUGCCGCUGACCAGCGACGCGCUGCUCUCCGACUGGCCCGCCGCCAACUCCGCCCCGGCACCACGGCGAGCCCCCCCAGUAGAUCCCGAGAUUUUGCGAACCAUGAAGAAAGUGGGAUUCAUUGGCUACGCCCCCAACCCCAGGACCAAGCUCCGCAACCAGAUUCCUUAUCGGUUGAAGGAGAUGGACAACGAGUUUGACAACUUCAGCCAAGUGCCCGAGUCCCCGAUCGGGCGGGAGGAGGAGCCACACCUCUACAGGGUGGCCAAGAAGUACAGGAAGGUCACAAUCAAAUACUCCAAGCUGGGGCUGGAGGACUUUGACUUCAAGCAUUACAACAAGACGCUGUUUGCAGGGCUGGAGCCCCACAUUCCCAAUGCCUACUGCAACUGUAUGAUCCAGGUGCUGUAUUUCCUGGAGCCUGUCCGCUGCCUGGUCCAGAACCACCUGUGCCAGAAGGAAUUCUGCCUGGGCUGUGAGCUGGGCUUGCUCUUCCACAUGCUGGACCUGUCCCGAGGGGAUCCCUGCCAGGGAAGCAACUUCCUGCGGGCUUUCCGCACGAUCCCGGAGGCCUCGGCGCUGGGGCUCAUCCUGGCUGACUCGGACGAGGCCACGGGGAAGGUGAACCUGGGGCGGCUCAUUCAGAGCUGGAACCGUUUCAUCCUCACUCAGCUGCACCAGGAAACCCAGGAGCAGGAGGGGCCGCAGGCGUACCGGGGCGCUGGCACCGGCAGCUUUGGGUCCUCAGGGGACUCUGUCAUCGGGCAGCUCUUCAGCUGUGAGAUGGAGAACUGCAGCAUGUGCCGCUGCGGGAAGGAGACGGUCCGGGUGUCCUCCACGCUGCUCUUCACCCUCUCCUACCCCGAGAGCACCGAAAAACCAGUCAAGGAUUACGAGUUCGCCCAAAUUUUAAAGCGAAGCAUCUGCUUGGAGCAGAACACACAGGCCUGGUGUGAGAACUGCGAGAAGUACCAGCCCACGGUGCAGACCCGGAACAUCCGCUGCCUGCCCGACGUCCUGGUCAUUAACUGUGAGGUGAACAGCUCCAAGGAGGCAGAUUUCUGGAAGACACAGGCUGAGUAUUCCUUUCAGAAAGCCAUGAUGAAGAGGGGAGGCUUUGACAUCACCAAGGGAAAGGAGAUCUCUCUUGGGGAGUGGAAGGAUCUGGGGAACCCCGACGUGGGGCACUCGUACGCUUCCGUGGAGGAACUGAAGAACAUUUGGAUCCCUCACGCCAUCAAGAUGAGGCUGACCAAGAGCAAAGAGCUUGACGUGAGCAACUGGAGCGAGACCGACGAGCUGAGCCCAGCAGAUGACCCCGAGUCCGUGUACAUCUACGACCUCAUGGCCACCGUCGUGCACAUCCUGGAUUCCCGCACGGGGGGCAGCCUGGUGGGGCACAUCAAGGUGGGGGAGACCUACCACCAGCGGAAGGAGGGAGUCACACACCAGCAGUGGUACCUCUUCAACGACUUCCUCAUCGAGCCCGUGGACAAGUGCGAGGCCGUGCAGUUCGACAUGAGCUGGAAGGUUCCGGCCAUCCUCUACUACGCCCGGAGGAACCUCAACGCCAAGUACAACCUCGUCAUCAAGAACCCCAUCGAGGCCAGCGUGCUGCUGGCAGAGGCCUCGCUGGCUCGCAAGCAGCGCAAGUGCCACGCCACCUUCAUCCCCCUCAUGCUGAGCGAGAUGCCGCAGGCCGGAGACCUGGUGGGGCUGGACGCCGAGUUCGUCACGCUCAACGAG
Messenger RNA from Neopelma chrysocephalum (saffron-crested tyrant-manakin), 3013 nucleotides. RefSeq names its product PAN2-PAN3 deadenylation complex catalytic subunit PAN2. Gene Ontology annotation, molecular function: protein binding. The annotation marks the transcript as partial. The record is from RefSeq and is a predicted model, not a curated record. Gene Ontology annotation, cellular component: PAN complex; P-body. Gene Ontology annotation, biological process: nuclear-transcribed mRNA poly(A) tail shortening. NCBI's taxonomy places the organism in Eukaryota, Metazoa, Chordata, Aves, Passeriformes, Pipridae. The transcript has 21 exons.